AUGCAAAUUGUCUUCCCCAUCUCCAUGGUGGCAGUCGGCGUCACCGGAGCCGCUGCUCUCCUGGCAGUUGGAAAUAGAAUGAUGUACCACAAGGUAGGAUUACGCUAAUUUGAAUUGAUUUUUAUAGUGGCGCAGACCUGUGAUGGUUGAUGAAUUCGAUGACCAGCUUAUAACGCGUGAUGCUUGGGUUCGACAGGAAAACGCCAGGAUACGGAAAAUUCGGCAGCAGAUGAAAUCCUGAGAGCGAUAGAGGAACGUGUACGAAGGAACAUCCAUACUUUU
Messenger RNA from Blastocystis hominis, 282 nucleotides. RefSeq lists its product as hypothetical. The record is from RefSeq and is a predicted model, not a curated record. Lineage: Eukaryota; Bigyra; Opalinata; Blastocystidae. Bases 1 to 108 code for a protein of 35 amino acids. The transcript has a single exon.